This is a messenger RNA of Pomacea canaliculata, 1729 nucleotides long. RefSeq lists its product as uncharacterized. Gene Ontology annotation, cellular component: membrane; extracellular region. The record is from RefSeq and is a predicted model, not a curated record. Gene Ontology annotation, molecular function: lipid binding. NCBI's taxonomy places the organism in Eukaryota, Metazoa, Mollusca, Gastropoda, Architaenioglossa, Ampullariidae. Gene Ontology annotation, biological process: lipoprotein metabolic process; lipid transport. The transcript is spliced from 3 exons. Bases 285 to 959 code for a protein of 224 amino acids.
CUUCAGUUAAUCCACGCAGGUAAACAGGUUUAAGUGAUUAACCCUUAUCUGCGAUUGCCAUUUCCUCGGAAAUCGGUACAUAACAAGGUCCGGGUCUUUCUUUUGUAAACAUUUCUGAACUUUGCACCAGACGAGUGCUGGACUUGGUAGCAACGGGUGAGUUUGGAUCACGUGACAGGUUUACUAUAAAGGUGUUUUCCGUCAGCUCGGCCCAUCUUCCCCAGAUCCUUCAGCAGUAAACUUCGUGACACUAUUGGUUGCCACUCUUCUAAGAGGUGCUGAUAAUGGCUGGUCGGGAUACAUGGGAUGAAAAAAGGGAGGCUUACAUACUAAAAAAUUCCAUUCAGGAGAUCAUCGAAGACCUCAACAAGCAUCACAAGAACGUUAACAUUUCCCGCGUGGCCGGAAGUUCUGUAGCCAUCGCCACGGGAGGUACUGCGGCUGGCCUGGCCAUAGCCGCCCCCUUCACCCUGGGAGUCACCUUGAUUCCAGCCAUUGUGCUGGGGAUAGUGUCAGGUGUCAGUGGCGCUGUGUCUGUCGGCGCUUCUGUGACAGGACACUUCAUCAAGAAGCACAAUGUCAAGGAGGUCCAGAGGAAAUGGGAAGAAUUUCGUCUGAAGUUCCUGGAAAGGCACAACGUGAAAGAUAUAACAGAUAUGAAUGCAAGAGAAAGUGGGGAUGCCGUUGAAGGGGUUGGUGCUGUUGGUGUCGUGGCACGUUCAGCAGGGGGCGUUGCAGGCGGGAUUUUAAGGGGAGUUAAAGCAGCGGGGGCAGCUGCCAGAGCUGCUUCCCCUAUUUUGAUUGCUGCGGGCUUUGUAGCUCUGCCAUUGGAUCUCAUUGACUUAGUAUCGGCUGCCCACAGUCUAGACAAAGACACACCAUCGCCAGCAUCGAAAUCCCUUCAGGAUAUCGUAGAUUUCCUUGACAGAGUGAUCAAUGGAGAGUUUGACGAGCAGUGAAAAGUAUACUUGUCAACCCGGAGUAAAAUAUCCCUUCACUACGCAUGCGCAAGCGCUGCCUUGCGUUAGUUCCAUGGCAACCGAACUGUUUUUUUGUGUGAGCACUGUCCUUGGUGUGACCUUCGUCUGCAUGAUCACUUUUAGUAUUUUUUUCCUUUUUUGACUGGGAGUAGAAUAAAAAUACAGAGAUCAUUACACAUAUUUCGAGAGCAAUGCGGAAGCUUUUCUGCGAAGUUUGACAGCCCACAAAGCCGUUGAACAGUUUGUACAUCUCUGGGUCAGAUCCCUGGGCAGCGAAAGAUGCAGAAGGACCGGCGUACGUUACAGGUCAAUAUUAAUAUAUUAUCCGUUACUUAAAUAUGUCAUCUCACCUCUUGUGGUGUUGUUAAAACGAUCUAGAUAACUGAAAAUGCUCUUCACUGACGUUCACAUCUUGUGUUGCUCGUGAUUGUAGAAAAAGUAUACAAGUUCAUUGUUUUUUUGAUAUGGAUUUCGAUUUCGAUCGGUCUGUUCUUUGUGUCUGCAGUAUCAGUGAUUCACUGUGAAUGUGAAAUAGGUCGCCGUAGAACUGAGCUGCGGUGUGUUAUUAUGGUUUGAACAUUAAACACAACUUUGUGGCUUUGAUGUUGGUCAACAAUUUAGUUUAGACUAAUACCGUCUUUCAGGCUUGUAGCUUGAGUGUGCAUCUGCUACUAAUUUUCUUGUUGUAUUUCACUAUGGAGUGCUUACAUGCGUAUUACCAGAGAAAUAAAAUAUUCUUUUUGACAGUC